Messenger RNA from Papaver somniferum (opium poppy), 883 nucleotides. RefSeq names its product 17.8 kDa class I heat shock protein-like. The coding region runs from base 228 to 734 and encodes 168 amino acids. NCBI's taxonomy places the organism in Eukaryota, Viridiplantae, Streptophyta, Magnoliopsida, Ranunculales, Papaveraceae. The record is from RefSeq and is a predicted model, not a curated record. The transcript has 2 exons. Gene Ontology annotation, biological process: response to hydrogen peroxide; response to salt stress; protein complex oligomerization.
AAAUCCUCCUUUGGUUCUUUCUCGAAAACUCAAGAUUAGACCAGAAAUGAACUCAUUCUUAACAGAACCCUCUUGUAUAAAAACAGACGUCACCCAGAGACAUUCAUGAAUCAGAAGAGAAAGCAAGUUACAAGUUAUCAAUUACUAACUAGCAAUCUAACUGCAAAUCGAUCCAAUCAAUUUGAGAAAACCCUUUUCAUCAAUUCUUAUUAGCUAGAAAACCCAGAAUGUCGAUCAUCCCAAGUUUCUUCAGCAACGAAAGGAGUAACGUUUUUGAUCCAUUUUCCCUUGACAUUUGGGAUCCAUUCCAAGGUUUCCCUUUCUCUACUGGUGCUCUGAGCGGGCAACAAGGUGGUGGUUCUGGUGCUGCUAGAGAGACAUCGCAAUUAGCAAACACCAGGAUCGAUUGGAAAGAAACCCCAGAAGCUCAUGUCUUUACAGCUGAUCUUCCUGGUGUUAAGAAAGAAGAAGUGAAAGUUGAAGUUGAAGAAGGAAGAGUUCUCCAAAUAAGUGGAGAAAGAAGCAGAGAAAGUGAAGAGAAGAAUGAUAAAUGGCAUAGAGUUGAACGGAGCAGUAGUAAGUUCUUGAGGAGGUUUAGAUUGCCUGAGAACGCUAAAAUGGAGGAAGUGAAAGCUACUAUGGAGAAUGGAGUUCUUACUAUUUGUGUUCCCAAGGUUGAACAGAAGAAGCCUGAAGUCAAGUCCAUUGAAAUUUCCGGCUCAUCGGCCGCCUGAAUUUGAGCCUGAAGUUGCCUUGUUAGUACUUUUAAAUUAUGUUGCUACUGUGAGUCAUUAUGUUACUAGUAGUAUGUUGGUAUGUUCUUGCUUUCAAAGGAUGUGUGUGCUGUAUGUCAAAGUGGUCGAGUCAAGUAUGGACGUGUUAA